Molecule: messenger RNA, 1833 nt
Organism: Prorocentrum cordatum
Lineage: Eukaryota; Dinophyceae; Prorocentrales; Prorocentraceae
Source: the annotation of a GenBank genome assembly
AUGCAGUCAAGGGAGAGGUCCAAGAGCAGAGACCCCUGGAACAAAGGCGACAAGGAUACUGUGAAUCAGCUCGUGGCGAAGAUUGCGCCAGCUACCCCAGAGGUGGCGAGGUCGGAGGCCUUCAAGCAUGUCUACGUGAAGGCGCCCCCGGCAGAGCAGAAGGAUGCAGUGAACAAACAUCGCAAAGAUAUCAAAGAGAAGAUUCGCAAUAUCGGCAUCCUCAUCAAGGCUGCUGCCGCAGCGGAUCGCCCUGCGAACGACGCGGACUGCAAGGAGAUAGCUGUACUCAAAUACAUGUUGACGGAGAGUUCAGGAUCAGAGAACCAGUUGUCCGAGGUCAAAAUACAAUUGGAAAAAGAGCAGGGUCAUCUGCGCGAGAUACAGCAGAAGGGGGCGGAGGUGCGCGAGAGGCGCAUCCAGAUAGAGAAAACCAUCCGAAACAUCCAGGAGACGAUCGACCAGCUGACGAAGUCGAAGGACGAGGGUGGCACGGCCGAGAGCGCCGACACGGAUAUGCACAAUGCAGAGGAGGGCGUUGGCAGGGCGCCUGGGAACCCUCAUGCAGGCCUUGGGAGAGAGGCAUCAGCAUCUUCAGCGGCGCCAAAGGCAGCUGCGGCGGGCCACGCCGCGCCAGCUGUGCCAGAGAGCUCCAGAGAGAUGGACUCGAUCAAGGAGUGCCUCCAGCGUCUGACCGCGGCUCAGAUGCAGCAGCAGAACCAACAGGAGGCCAUGAUGAGGCAGAUUGGCAACUUCCACGGCCACCUGAUGGACGAGGCCCCGAGUCCAGCGGAUGCGGGGAUAUUUUGGGACCCAAGCACGACCCCAGCCGACUCGGACGCUGCGGAAUACCAGCACCAGCUGAGGAUGGCCAGGUUCCACCCGAUGUACCCCAGCCAGUCGGCGCAGAGGUCGCCGACGUUUCCCCCGGCGCCCUUCACGCCCGCGCAGCCGCAGAUGGAGCCCGAAACGCCUGCGAUAGCGCCUUGGGAUUGCCCGACCCCGCAGUGCGACGUCCUGUGCACGCCGAAGGUCCCAGCGGGCGGCCCGUCUCAGGACGAGCCUCCGACGAUCAGGGUGCCAACCUCAGCGUGCCCGACGGAUGCGUGCGACAGGACCUUCGCCCAGAUGCAGAACCCAGCGGCGGAAGCCACCAGUCACGCCAUCUACGAUUCCACCAGGGCAGCCUUCGCCAGCCUCGCCUCGCACCAGCAUGGAGGCCUGCAGCAGCCGUGCGAGUCGCCGAGGGCGAAGGAGGCAGAGUCAGCGGCCGAACCUGCAGGAUCGCCGAAGAGGGAGAUCUUGAGGCGGAUCACCAAGAAGAAAGAGGACCCGAGGGAAAACAGGCAGAAGGGCAGCGCUCACCCGCACAAAGGCAAGGGCGGCAAGGUGGUGAUGGUCAAGGACAGGCCAGGAGCGGACAAGGGCUGGGAGACGAUCGAGGAAGAGGACGCCCCCAUCCCGUACCCGCAGCAGCCGACCCAGAUGUCGCCGACACAGCCCUUCGUGCAGCCCGAGCAGGUGGAAGACACCGACGCCUACGGUUACGGGAUCUCCAUGGUCGCCUCAGUGCUUGCAGCCGUCACCGUGUCCAGUGCCGCCACAGUCAGCAGUUGUGAUGUCGCCGGUGUUGGUGGAGGCGUCGCCGACCCCAGCGGCAGAGAUGGUCGAGCCGUCGCAGAUGACAUCGCAGGAGAUCAAGCAGCAGGUGGAAGCGAUCGACCGUCGUCCAGCGGCCUAGCCGCGGCGGACUACAAGACGACGGUGGACCAGCGCGUGGAAGGCAGGUCGCCACCCCAGAAGUUGCAGCGGCAGGCGGACGCUAUCGAGGAGUAG